Molecule: messenger RNA, 3780 nt
Organism: Lineus longissimus
Lineage: Eukaryota; Metazoa; Nemertea; Pilidiophora; Heteronemertea; Lineidae
Exons: 16
Coding region: 119-2371 (750 amino acids)
Cellular component (GO): cytoplasm
Molecular function (GO): RNA binding; protein binding
Source: RefSeq, a predicted model, not a curated record
GUUUGUGUACAUUUGUGAUUUGAUCUGUAAAGUCUUAGAGAGGAAGAUAAGAUUUUUUUUGUAAAAUGACAAAUAAAUCUAAAAAUGUGCUGGUGAUGCAGUAGGGAUUGUGACAAGCAUGAACCAGUUGAAGGAACUGCAUGGUGAAGUCUUACUUGGAUUAAACAUUACGGCAACAUGGGUUGAUGAGGAAUUAUGCGAGCGAGGAGUCUCAAGGGCUCGGCGGCUUUCAAGCAAUUCCGAUUGUUCCUUCACCUCACCAAGAAGGACACCUAUUGGCACACCUAACGGACAUGGUCACAGGUCUUCGGUUGGGUCGGUGGGGUUCUUUGCACCUAGAUAUCCUCAGUCACGCCCCGAUGUCAGUCCGUCUAAGAUACCAGGUUUGCCUCUUACUUCGCCAACUCAUAGCCAAGGGAGUGGGAAAUCUGAUGCAGAUGACGUUGCCAGUGUCGAAGUUGAACAAGAUGCAGUAGAGGAGAAUUUGGAAGACCAGGAUGUGACGAAGAGUGAUUGUAAGACAAUCUUUAUUGGAAAUGUCAGCUUCCGUGCAACUCGGUUUGACUUGACCAAGUUCUUCAGCAAAUUUGGUGAUGUGAUGAAAUGUUACAUUGUGGAGGAUCACAGGACGCGGAAGUCGAAAGGGAUUGCAUUCCUAACAUUUGCCAGCGAAGAAGUUGUGAGAAGAAUACUCAGUGCCACUCAAGAUGAAUUGUACUUUCAGCAUCGAUAUCUUCGAGUGCACCUAGCGGAGGAGAAAAAGCGUGAGAGGGUUGCCAAGCAGCUGGAUCCAGUUACGAUCAAACUCUCAUCACCAGAAAUGGUCGAGGCCGAAAUAUGUGGCGACUCCCCCAUCAUGGUCCUCAAUGAUGAUACACUGCUGGCAAUCUUCUCUUAUCUCUCUGUCCGCGAUAAGAUAAUGAUUGAAAGAGUGUGUAAAAGAUGGAAUUCUGUUCUGAUUCGAUCCUGGGUGGCUCAAGACCAUUUACACCUGAGAAACCUAGUGCAGCAGUGGUUCAGUGGCAUAACUGACCAGAACCUCAAGAGUCUACUUGUCCGUUGUCCUAAUUUAAAGUCGAUAGAUCUGUCUAGUAAAUGUCGCCACCUUACUGAUUGGUCCCUCGAAAUGAUAGCCCAACAUUGUCCAAAGUUGAUGAAAUUAGAUUUGUCUGGUGUGGCAGUCACGAAUAACUCCUUGAAGACGCUUUCAACUAAGUGCACAAGUUUACAGUGGAUCAAACUCAGCCGUUGCUUCGAUGCAGGCGAAAAGGGCUUGUGGUGGCUUUUCAAAAACUGUGGAGAUCUGACUUAUGUUAAUUUGGAGGAGGAUUCGAAGGUUACUGGCAAUUGUUUUCAUGUUAUGGGGACAAAGGUGAAGAAGUUAGUACUUAACAGAUGUGGUAAGCUUGACGAUGUAGCAUUUGAGAAGUUGAGCAAAAAGUGUGCUUAUGAGCUGGAGGAGAUGCAGAUCAGUGAGUGCAAUAGUGUGACAGACACCGGAUUCAAAACAUUCGCUGAAGGUUUGCCAAACCUAAAGAUUUUACAUGCAUCUGCGAUGUACAAAGUCACGGCUUUUGGACUUUCAAAACUUGGACAACUAAAAAAUCUGACCCAUUUGUACCUGUCUCAUAAUACUGGUGUCAGUGAUAGUGUUCUCUAUAGAAUAAGUCAGGGAUGCUCAGAGAUUAGACUUCUUGAACUGAUCGGUUGUCAUCAAGUGACAGAUGCCGGGAUGCAAUGCGUGUCUAGCUUGACGAAACUCGAGUCGUUGAACAUAAGCUACCUGCACCAAAUCAAGGACGUGUCAUUAGAACUCCUUGCGAUUAACUGUGAUCUUAAAACCCUGGCACUUCAAGCCUGCUCAGAUAUUUCUAAUGACGGUCUCUGUGCAAUAGCGUCUGGGUGCCAUUCAUUAACUGAUUUAGACAUCAGUGGAUGUAUACAAAUCAGCAACCGUACUCUGGGAGCGUUUCUUGAUGCCACCAAGGAUAAGGAACACCCGAAAUUAAGCCUAACAAUAGGAGGUACAGUGAUUGACCCCAGUCUAGUCAGUGUCCAUGACAAUAUUGAUAUCCAUUAUGAAAACCUGUCCAAGAAUUUCCUCAGGGCAGACAGGGCUCUUGUUCUUCCUGUUGCUGAUGAGUUUAGUGACCAGGAAGGAGCAGAGCAAGAAGAGGGUGCAAGCGUAGAUGGUGAUGAUCACGAGAUUGAUAAUAAUGCUGAAUUUAUGGCGGCUGGUAUGGAGGAUCACUUAGAUGGGUAUGAGGGGGAUUACGUUGGUUCAUUUGACGAUUUUGGUAUCGACGAUGACGCAGAGAACUACAUGGAUGGUGAUGACCCAAUGUUUGAGGAGCGAUUUGAUAUAUCCUAAAUAUCCCACCAAAAAACUGUUGUACCCUGUUUUAUUUGCCAGCUAACUGGCAUGCGAGUAAUUUUGUCCUUCAAUAUUACUGAGAACAUCAGAAUUGGGGACACAUAAUUGAAAAGGAUUGAUACAUGUAUUUAGAUAUGCAAUAGCAAAUGAUUUUAAAAUUGAUAUGUGUAAUUGUAACUCCCUUGAGUCUACCAAGGAUGCUUAUUAUCACCUCACCUGACUGAUUCUUUCCAUCUGCGUCAUUUUGUUUUUGGACUUGUCAGGAAAUCUAUCAACAUGAACAAAGUUUCUUUUAGAUUACAGUUUUCAUUUGUAUAUGGAUUGUUACUAUUGUAAUUCAUUGCUGUAUGUAAUGUUUAUGUAACCUGCAUUUAUGAUAUUUUAGUUUUUUACAUUAUUGCCAAUCUACAUUAUAACCAAACAGUAAUCAUGAUUACAUGUGCAUUGUAUUUAUCCAGAAGAGCAGUUCCUUUUUCAUUGUUUUAGAAUAACCAAUAAUACAUUAUUUUAUUUCAUUGGGGCUAAAAAGUGGUUACAUGUACAUGUAUGUGCAUUAUAUCAGUAGGGGUUAGAGAUUUUUGAAAAUUUGCAUAUAAUUUAUAAUAGCAUACAUUUGCUUCAAAAAAGAAAUUUUCAGGUUUCUCAGCUAUGCAUGAAAACUAUCAGGAACAGAAGAUUUGAUGAAUUCCAGGUGGUGUUUUUCGAAAACCGUCCGCCCGCAAACGAUUUGCAGGUGGUUUCACACGGCUGGAGCACAGACGUAAACAAAGGGUUUUCGUUUCUGCCGACAAACUUGUUGGCAUGACUGUAUUUUGUACAAUCCAUCUUUGAAUCGCUGAGAAGUGUACCUGGGAUGAGGCUGGAAGUUAGGUUGCACGUGCGCACUGUGACAUAUGCAUCUUGCACCACCUGGUUUGAUUCUUAUCUUAUUCAUGUUAACAGUCCUGUCAGUCUAUUCGCUGGUGUAAUUGUUCUUUUCAUGUCGGUUGCAGACCCAGAAAAAUACAUGUAAUUUGUAUUUUUGAGUUCUACACCGUAUCUUAGAAUGAACGCACUUGGCCUUAAAGUGUUCAUGAACAGACAUUAGCAUAUGUUAGGAUGAUUGUAUGUGAAUAUGUAUAGCAUAUACUGUCUCCUAGUACAAAUCAUGUUGUUGAAAGAACGUAGAUUUAGAAUUCGUUUCGCAUGGAUGCUGUGAGAAAACUUAUUGUAGAUACUAUAUUGUUGUUAAAGCUGUUGAAAAUACUGUGUCGAUGUGUUUAAGUGGGUUGAAGUACAUCUUUUACACAUAGGCGUAUGACUGGUAAAAUGGCCUUUUGUGCAGGCGGCCCUCAACUGGCUUAAACUUGUCAACACAGUAUAGAAGUUGAUGUGUAUGAUAUGAAUAAAGGAAAGCAUUUUUAUGA